AUGGACCAAUCUCACAAUUAAAAAAGAAAAAAGGAAAAGAAAUAGUACUGGUAAAAGAUUGUUGUUGAGGCAAACAGGAGCCCAAAUCGAAACCCAAACCCGAAGGAGCGAAAAGAUAUCCAAAUAAGGCAGGCAGCAGAGGGAGGCAGGUAUCCUGUGAUCACGAACGCACCCCCGCCCGCCCUUUGCAGGUUAAAGCAUCUUCUUGAGGGGAAUACUAAAGUUCAAAGACGACACCCAACUAUUUUCCUGGUCAUUUAAUUCUGUACGAUGGCUGAAAAAGCAUGUGUAAAACGUCUUCAAAAGGAGUAUAGAGCACUUUGUAAAGAACCUGUUUCCCAUGUAAUUGCCCGCCCUUCCCCAAAUGACAUCCUCGAGUGGCAUUAUGUAUUGGAGGGAAGCGAAGGAACACCCUUUGCAGGUGGAUAUUACUAUGGAAAAAUCAAGUUUCCUCCAGAGUAUCCUUUUAAACCUCCAGGAAUAAGCAUGACUACUCCCAAUGGGCGGUUUAUGACACAAAAGAAAAUCUGCCUGUCAAUGAGUGAUUUUCAUCCAGAAAGUUGGAACCCAAUGUGGUCUGCUUCAAGUAUCCUUACAGGGCUCCUCUCUUUCAUGAUGGACAACAGCCCUACCACUGGUAGUGUAAAUACUACCGAUGCAGAGAAGCAGUGCCUUGCGAAGGCAUCUCUGGCUUUCAAUUGUAAAAACACAACAUUUAGGAAAUUGUUCCCAGAGUAUGUGGAGAAGUAUGAGGAACAGCGGCUCUCUGAGCAACCUGCUGUAGAAAAACAACCUGUUGCUGCAAGGCAGGAAGCUAAUCCUUUGUUGGACAAAAAUGGCAAGAGAGAAGAGUUACAGAGAGUAGAAAAGCCAAAGGAGGACGUGAAACAAGUGAAGAAACAAUCAUUUCCAACUUGGAUGCUGGUGUUGCUAGUUUCAUUUGUUGGUCUUGUAAUGGCUUUGCCUCUGCUGCAACUCUGAUGCUCCAAAAAAAAAAAAAAAAGAAAAGAAACCAAACUUUGUAGUUUCUUCAGGGAAAUGUGCCCCUACUGACAUUACAAACUUUGUAAGCGGGUGCUGUUGAAAGUGGUACUGAUCCUAGUAUACUGAAGUGCGUUUGGGUAAUGUUGGAUAUAUAUAUAUAUAUAUAUAUAUAUAUAUAUAUAUUCAAUCCUUGUAGAUGUAUGGUUGGGAUUUUUUGUUGUUUAUAUGUAUGCAUACUUGGUGCAGUGUUUGAUGUUUAAA
This is a messenger RNA of Erigeron canadensis, 1245 nucleotides long. RefSeq names its product probable ubiquitin-conjugating enzyme E2 33. Bases 271 to 981 code for a protein of 236 amino acids. The record is from RefSeq and is a predicted model, not a curated record. NCBI's taxonomy places the organism in Eukaryota, Viridiplantae, Streptophyta, Magnoliopsida, Asterales, Asteraceae. The transcript is spliced from 10 exons.